AUGACAGCUCACGAUCAGGCUUCUCCUGAGGAUUCACAUGUAUGCAGAGAAGAGAUGAAGACACGAGCCAGCAGUGACGGCUGCUGCAGUUUAAGAGUGAAGAAGCACAGAUGUGCCUGUAUAAUGAAUAACCACACUCAACUUCUCAAACUACUAAACAGGUCUUCCAGAGAGACAGGCAGUGGAGAGAAGCUGGAGCUCAACAUGACCAACAUCAGUGCAGAUGUGCUGGAGCUGCUACUGGAGUUCGUCUACACCGGAUCUCUGGUCAUCCACUCGGCCAAUGCCAAAACCCUGCUGGAGGCCGCAAACAAGUUCCAGUUCAACACCUUCUGUAAAGUCUGCGUGUCUUUCUUAGAAAAGCAGCUGACUGCAGCAAACUGCCUGGGGGUUCUGGCUAUGGCGGAGGCCAUGUGCUGCACGGAGCUACACAACAUGGCCAAAGCCUUCGCUCUGCAGAACUUCCCUGAUGUGGCAGGACAAGAUGAGAUCCUCAGCAUCUCCAAGGAAGACCUGAUCAACUAUCUGUCCAACGACAGCCUGAACACCAAGGCGGAGGAGCUGGUUUAUGAGACCGUCAUCAAGUGGAUCAAGAAGGACCCUGUCAACAGAGUACAGCACAUAUCAGAGUUGCUGGCCGUGGUCAGGCUUCCAUUUAUCCACCCCAGUUACCUGCUGAAUGUGGUGGACAAUGAGGAGUUGAUUAAAUCGUCUGAGGCUUGUCGAGACCUGGUGAACGAGGCCAAACGAUACCACAUGCUGCCUCAUGCGCGGCAGGAGAUGCAGACGCCCAGGACGAGGCCCAGACUCUCUGCAGGUGUAGCAGAGGUGAUCGUGUUGGUCGGAGGACGGCAGGCCAUCGGUAUGAACCAGCGCUGUCUGACCGCCGUCACAUGUUUCAAUCCACAAAACGGGAAAUGGUAUCCACUGGCCAGCGUCCCUUUCUACGACCGCGAGUUCUUCAGCGUCAUCUCCGCCGGGGACAAUAUUUAUCUGUCAGGUGGUACAGAGUCAGGGGUGACGGUGGCAGAUGUGUGGUGCUACAUGUCUCUUCUGGACAACUGGAACCUGGUGUCCCGGAUGACUGUCUCUCGCUGCAGGCACAACAGCUUGGUGUACGACGGCAAACUCUACACUAUUGGAGGACUCGGGGUGGCUGGAAACUUGGACCAUGUGGAAAGGUAUGACACCAUCACCAAUCAGUGGGAGACAGUGUCCCCGCUGCCCAAACCUGUCCACUCGGCCGCCGCCACUGUCUGCGGAGGGAAGAUCUAUGUGUUUGGCGGGGUGAAUGAGGCAGGACGCUCAGCCGGGGUCUUACAGUCAUAUGUCCCGCAGACCAACACCUGGAGCUUCAUCGAGUCUCCUAUGAUUGAUAACAAGUACGCUCCUGCUGUGAGCCUCAAUGGUUUUAUCUUCAUCCUGGGAGGAGCCUACGCCCGAGCCACCACUAUCUACGACCCAGACAAGGGCAACAUCAAAGCUGGCCCCAACAUGAAUCACUCCAGGCAGUUCUGCAGUGCGGCGAUCCUAGAUGGGAAGAUCUAUGCAACGGGAGGAAUCGUGAGCAGCGAGGGACCAGCGCUGGGCAACAUGGAGACCUUUGACCCUUCCACCAACACAUGGACGCUGCUGCAGAAUCUGCCGUGUCCGCUUUUCAGACACGGAUGUGUGGUUAUAAAGAAGUACAUUCAGAGCGGCUGACAACAAGCCAGGCUCUGGACUCUAAUAUCACAAACUGGCCUAAAUCAGCCCAUCGAACUCCAGCCGGGCAAUCUGGGUUGAACCGUCACGGUAAGGGAUCCGUAGCAUAGCUUCCGCUCAGGUGUCGUGCCAUUGGAACGGUAUUCUAGGUCAGCCAAAUGCAAUUUUCUUUUUUUAAUUCCCCUUUCAGUGUUUGAGUUGAUAUUCUUCUCCCACAUCAAGUUUCCGUCAAAUGUCAUUUUUCAUUGGUAGUCAUGUCGUGAGAUGAGAAAAUGGGAUUGUAUGUCGCGUAUAUAUAAAUAUCAGAUGCAUUGUGAUGGGACUUCAGCAAGAAUCUAAAGGACGUCAAUGCUAGUCAUGUAGCCCGCCAGUGAUACAGAGAAGGGAUCGAACGAAAGGCCCUCCUGAACUCCAAAGCACAAAAUACCAGAACCUGUGAUGCCCAGAGGAGUUUCAUUUCAUUUUGUUCUGUGUAAAUCAUUCGACCUUUUCUUUGUGGGUUUGUUUUUUGUAUCCUUGCAUUUUAUUCCAAUCCACGAGCCUGCAGCCGUGGCCGAAUACAGAUGGAGGGAAUGGAAGGAGACACUUUGUAUUAUAUGGAAGAUAUGUAUAUUUUAAAAAAGGCGAUACAAAUUGUGUAUAAAUGUUUUUAGAAAACUCAAUGGAUUGGACAGUGUCUGUAAAUCUGUACCCUACCGGAACAAUUUACGUUAUUAAUGCUGAAAUACAUAUCCAGAAUUCUAAAGAAAUCAUUGACUGUUUA
Danio aesculapii is the source of this 2467-nucleotide messenger RNA. Its product is annotated as kelch-like protein 29. The transcript has 9 exons. Bases 1 to 1704 code for a protein of 567 amino acids. The record is from RefSeq and is a predicted model, not a curated record. Lineage: Eukaryota; Metazoa; Chordata; Actinopteri; Cypriniformes; Danionidae. Gene Ontology annotation, molecular function: protein binding.